Molecule: messenger RNA, 765 nt
Organism: Entamoeba dispar SAW760
Lineage: Eukaryota; Evosea; Mastigamoebida; Endamoebidae
Exons: 1
Coding region: 1-765 (254 amino acids)
Biological process (GO): maturation of SSU-rRNA
Cellular component (GO): cytosol; preribosome, small subunit precursor
Source: RefSeq, a predicted model, not a curated record
AUGGAUUGUGUUAAUAUUUCAACAUAUUUUAAUAAGAUUGGAAUACAUACAUUAUCUCCUAAAGAACUUUUUUAUACUAUAACAAAUGCUUCAAUCAAAGAAAAUAAAAUUGAAAGUAUUAUUAAAGAACAUUUUAGAACUAAUUGGGAUCCAAAUGAUGAAGUCUUUUUAAAUUCUUUUAUUCCAAGUUCUUUACAUGACUUAAAUGAACCAAUUCGUGAUGUUUUUCAACCAAAGAAAAUGACUGGUGUUUUGUUUAUGCCAAAUGCAAUUCCUAAUCAUGUUAAACUUGCACCAUUACAAAUUACUGUAAAUGAUGAUUCUGCUUCUGAUUCAGAAAAAGAAGAAAUUCAAAGAAAACGAAUGAAAAAAUUGAGUAAAAAACAAAAAGAAUUAUACAAAGACCAACUUGAAGAAGAAAUGAGAGAGGCAGAGAAAUUGGUUGAUCUUAGAGAAAUACAACUUGCUAAAGAAGCAGAAGAAUUAAAAAAACAAAUAGAACAAACAAACAAUGAAUUAAUUGAUAAAAGUAUUGACACUACUGAAGACGAAGAAGAAGAAGAAGAAAUGGACAGUGAAGAAUAUAAAGAAUUUGUCAAAAAAUUAAAAGAAGAAAAGAAAGUUGAUAAAGAAGAAGAAAAAAAAUUAAGAAAAGAACAUAAAAAGCAAUAUAAAAUUGAAAGAAGAGAGAAAUUAAAACAUAAAAUGCCAAAGAAAAAGAAAGAACAAUUAAUUAAACAUUCAAAACGAAAUCAAACAAAAUAA